This is a messenger RNA of Cantharellus anzutake, 969 nucleotides long. RefSeq lists its product as uncharacterized. Lineage: Eukaryota; Fungi; Basidiomycota; Agaricomycetes; Cantharellales; Hydnaceae. Gene Ontology annotation, biological process: box C/D snoRNP assembly. The record is from RefSeq and is a predicted model, not a curated record. Bases 315 to 884 code for a protein of 189 amino acids. The transcript has 4 exons.
CUUGAAGAGGCCGAAUCCGAUGACGAAUAAGCCUGGAAAUACCAGUGUCUGUCUGUCUGUGGUUGAUUUUGGCUAAAUCGGGUUUCAUAUGUGCUCCACGUUGCAAUGUAUAUGAGGAAAUUCUCACCCAAACUGUAUCCUUCCACUUCUUGAGGAUAAUAUCGAGCCUUUGUCAGCUGGGAUCUGAUUGAUCACUUUUACAUAAUUUUUCGUGGUCUCGACUGCGAAAGUCGUGAGGCUCAGAAUUUGAUUCUCGUGCAUGCAUAUGGCAGUCUGCGUUCGCGACUGAAUCGGCGGUACCCCAAACCAUCAUCAUGACCUCCCAGCCACACAACAAGACAGCAGGUUACCUAGAGGUGGAGACCCAAGACGAGAGACGCGAGCGAUUAGAACGUUUGUUCGCUUCUCAGGCGGCCUUAGAUCAUCCCAUCAGUGAUACAAAUCGACGUGCAGACGGCGCCCCGUCUUUUCCAACUAGCGAUGGCCGCGCACCUUACCGAGUAGAUCCACCCACUGCGCUGCUAAAGCGUGUCCAAGCAUUUCUUCCACAAAUUCAUCAAGCGAACGAGGAUUUGGAUCCCGCAACUGCCAAUAUUGAGGACGGAGAAGAUGAACAGGGCCGAUAUAUUGAAAUGAUGCUUGGUUUGGGAGUGUUUGAGCAGCGAAGGCGUGGACAGGAAGGGUCCGAGUCGCCAUCGGAAUCUUCCGAUUCAUCAUCCCCAAGCGAUGGCGAUGACGGCGACAUGAAGGUGAUCGAGACCGAGAGAAAGGGGAGGAAGAAGAAAACGGGACGAGUGAAAGAAGAGGAACGCGGUGAAGCGUUUCAAGUGACUAGCGGCCCAGAAGGGGACACGAUCAGGAUUUAUGAGGGGCAGGACGAUUAAUGAAUGAGCUAGCCGCCGAACCUAUAACCAUCAUUAAAUCUAGGUUCCCCGCCCCUGUACAUAUACUUGUUACGGGCCAUCCCAA